AUGGCUGAAAUUGUUUUCAAAAUAAAUGGGAAGGAACAUAAAGUAGAUGGAAAGUUCGACCCAGAUGUGACUCUCAAUGAAUACAUAAGGAACGUGGCCCACCUUCGCGGAACUAAAGUAAUGUGCCGUGAAGGUGGAUGUGGUGCCUGUGUGGUGACCAUCCAAGCAGCACUACCACCGAGCAAUGAAGUGAAAACCUUCGCUGUCAAUUCUUGCCUGGUGUCAAUUUUAUCGUGUCACGGAUGGGAUGUGACAACAAUAGAGGGCAUUGGUAGCGAGAGGACCGGUUAUCAUGAAAUUCAAAAACGGCUUGCUCGUUUUAAUGGAACUCAGUGUGGAUAUUGCUCUCCGGGUUUCGUGAUGAGCAUGUACAGUCUCUACAUGUCGAAAAACAAAAACUUGACAACUAAGGAGGUGGAAAACUCAUUUGCGAGUAACAUUUGUCGGUGUACUGGCUACCGACCAAUUGCUGAAGCUUUUAAAUCAUUCGCAAUUGAUGCUGAUAAAACACUACUUGAUAAAGUUGCUGACUUAGAAGAUUUACAUUUAUUGAAGUCCUGUACUAAGGAUUGUUUAAAGAACUGCUCUAUUAACAAGUGUACGAACCAAAAGAUCUUAAGCAAAAACAUUGACUUAUUUAAAAAUAAAUUUGAUAACAGUUGGUGUAUAAUUGAAAACCUUAACAGUCAGAUGUUUAUGGUUAACAGUCCAGCGUACAGAUGGGUAAAAGCAUAUUCUUUAGCUGAUGUUUUCAAAGCAAUGCAAGGUGAUAAAAAUUACAAAUUGAUCGCAGGAAAUACUGGACAAGGAGUAAACCAACAAACAGAUUAUCCAUCAAACAUAAUAGAUAUAUUUAGUGUAUACGAACUUAAAGAACAUGUUCUUGAUGUUAACUUAAUUUUGGGAGCUGGUAUAUCAUUGUCGGAAUUAAUGGGAAUUUUUCAAGACCUUUCGACAUCAACUGAUGAUUUUAAAUAUCUAAAAGAACUUCAUGACCAUUUAGAUUUAGUAGCUCAUGUUCCAGUACGAAAUAUUGGGACAAUAGGUGGAAACCUUAUGUUAAAACAUAUUAAUAAUGAAUUUCAAUCGGAUUUGUUUCUAAUGUUCGAAACUGUUGGCGGAGUAGUGACCAUAGCUGAAGAAGUAGGAAAGAACACCACAAUGGCACUCACGGAAUUUCUGAAGUUGGAUAUGAAUGGAAAAGUUAUUGUAAAUGUAAUUCUUCCACCAUUAUCUCAAUGCUGUUCUCUUAAAACCUACAAGAUCAUGCCUCGAGCUCAAAACUCUCAUGCCAUAGUCAAUGCUGGAUUUCUAUUCAAAUUCCAUCACAACUCUCAGCUCCUUGAAAGUGCUACUUUAGUUUAUGGAGGCAUAUCAAAAAAUUUUAUACAUGCGGCCAGAACUGAAACAAUAUUAAUUGGCAGAGAUCCCUAUACUAAUGAAACAUUGCAAUUAGUACUAAGGAGUCUUCAAGAAGAGAUGCAACCUGAAGAAAAUCCACCUGAACCUUCAGCAGAAUAUAGAAAAAUGCUUUCGAUUUGUCUGUAUUACAAGGCGAUACUGUACCUUUGUCCUGAAGAAAAAAUUAAUCCAAGAUUCAAAUCAGGGGGGAAAGUAUUCAAAAGAGAUGUUUCUAAAGGAAGUCAAAGUUUUGAAACGGAUGAAAGUUUAUGGCCCUUAAACCAACCUGUCACGAAAUUAGAGGCAAUUGUUCAAUGUGCUGGUGAGGCUGAAUUUUCAAAUGAUAUCCCGGCAAUGAGUGAUGAAGUGUUUGGUGCAUUUGUAACAACUGAUAUUAACCCUGGCAAUAUCAUUAGUGGUUUUGAUACUAAUCAAGCGUUUAAUGUUUCUGGAGUAUUGGGAUUUUAUACUGCCAAGGAUAUACCAGGAAACAAUAGCUUUACACCUUCAAAAAUUCCAAUUAUGGAUGUCGAUGAAGAAAUUCUAUGUUCAGGGAAAGUAAUGUAUUAUGGGCAACCAGCUGGAGUUAUUAUAGCUAAUCGGGAACAGACUGCUCAAAAAGCUGCAAAGCUUGUCAAAAUACUAUACUCUUCAGUUAGUAGCAAGAAACCAUUGUUAACAAUAGAUAGUGUACUUGAAUCUCCAGAAAUGCAUGAAAGAAUGUCCAACAAUCAAAUCAUAGAACCAACAGAUAUUGGAAAUGAUGUUAAAUAUGUUUUAAGCGGAGAAUUAAAGUUAAAAGGCCAAUAUCACCAUUACAUGGAACUCCAGACAUGUGUAGCCAUCCCCACAGAAGAUGGUUUAGAUGUUUAUUCAUCGUGUCAGUGGUUGGAUUUGACAAGUGUUGCUAUUGCUGAAUGCCUUAACCUUCCAGUGAACCGAAUAAACGUAAUUGUCCGUAGACUGGGUGGAGGAUAUGGAGGUAAAAUAUCUCGAUCUUCGCAGAUAGCAUGUGCUGCAGCACUUAUUGCUCAUUUAGAAAGAAAACCCUGUAGAUUUGUGUUGCCACUAAUAACUAACAUGAAAUCUAUUGGAAAGAGAUUGCCGUUAAAUAGCAAAUUCGAGGUAGGGGCCAAUGGAGAAGGCGUUAUUCAAUACUUAAAAACUACUUUCCAUCAAGAUCAUGGAUAUUCGUUUAAUGAAAAUAUAUCAGGAAGAACAAUUGCCCACUUUUACAGUUGUUAUGAUCCAAGGCGAUGGAAGAUUGAAUCAAAUAGCAUUAUCACAGAUACCGCAUCUAAUACUUUUUGCCGGUCACCAUCUUCUACAGAAGGCAUUGCAAUGAUAGAAAAUAUAAUGGAAUAUAUAGCAUAUAACAUUGGAAAGGAUCCUACACAAGUACGUCUUAUAAACAUGGAAUCUGAAAACAAUCCUUUCCCUGAUAUGAUUAAUCAAUUGAAAACCGAUUCCGAAUAUGAUAGACGAAAUGGGGAAAUAAUUACAUUCAAUGCACAAAACAGAUGGAUGAAAAGAGCUUUGAAAUUAAUGCCUAUGACAUUCGAAAUUUAUUACUUCGGAAAUUAUAACUCGGUAGUGUCAAUUUAUCACGCGGACGCUUCAGUGGUCAUUUGUCAUGGUGGCAUAGCUAUGGGACAAGGGUUGAAUACAAAAGUAGCACAAGUGUGCGCUUUUGUAUUAGGAGUACCCUUGGAUAAAAUAAGAAUAAAGCCGAGCACAAGUUUAAUAUCACCGAAUGCAAUGGUUACCGGUGCAAGUAUUGGAAGCGAAUGUGUCGCUUUUGCUACUAAAAAAGCGUGUGAAAUACUCUUAGAAAGGUUUGCAACGAUUAAAGCAAAAGGUACGUACUCUUGGGAGGAACUUAUUGCCAAAGCAUAUGAGGAGGGUGUUGAUUUACAAGCUACGUAUAUGUAUUCUGCUAAAGAUGAUCUAAAGCCGUAUAAUGUUUAUGCAGUUUGUGCCCUAGAACUUGAAGUUGAUAUAUUAACUGGUAACCACGACGUGAGAAGAGUAGACAUACUUGAAGACACCGGAAGAAGUUUAAGCCCUAUUAUAGACGUUGGUCAGAUAGAAGGUGCAUUCGUGAUGGGUCUAGGUUAUUGGACAUCAGAAAACCUCGUCUACGACCAAUCAACAGGAGAACUGCUCACAAACCGCACAUGGACGUACAAACCGCCGGGUAUCAAAGAUAUUCCUGCUGAUAUGAGAAUUUACUUUCGCAGAAAUGCUGGUAAUGAACACGGACUACUUCAGUCUAAAGCUACAGGUGAACCGGCGUUUUGUCUUGCGACAAUAAUCCUACACGCGUUUCGGGAGGCGAUACGUAGCGCGCGGCUGGAGGGGGGCUACCCGGAUCAGUGGCUCGAUAUAGGUAUACCAUGUACAGCGGAGAAUGUUUUUACGGCAGUUGAACAUAAAGUUGAACAUUUUGUACUGAUGUAA
This is a messenger RNA of Pararge aegeria (speckled wood butterfly), 3861 nucleotides long. RefSeq names its product xanthine dehydrogenase-like. Gene Ontology annotation, molecular function: iron ion binding; oxidoreductase activity; 2 iron, 2 sulfur cluster binding. The record is from RefSeq and is a predicted model, not a curated record. Lineage: Eukaryota; Metazoa; Arthropoda; Insecta; Lepidoptera; Nymphalidae. The transcript has 16 exons. The coding region runs from base 1 to 3861 and encodes 1286 amino acids.